Molecule: messenger RNA, 943 nt
Organism: Lepus europaeus (European hare)
Lineage: Eukaryota; Metazoa; Chordata; Mammalia; Lagomorpha; Leporidae
Product: putative vomeronasal receptor-like protein 4
Exons: 1
Coding region: 41-943 (300 amino acids)
Biological process (GO): G protein-coupled receptor signaling pathway
Cellular component (GO): membrane
Molecular function (GO): pheromone receptor activity
Source: RefSeq, a predicted model, not a curated record
CCCCAAAAGGUUUCCCUUGUUCUCUUCAUGAAGUCAGAAGAUGAGUUGGAGUGAUGUCAUCCAGAGAAUAAUCUUCCUCUCCCUCAUUGGACCUGGAAUUGUGGGGAACUUCCUUGUACUUGUGAGAUAUGUAUGUACAUUAGUCAUGGGGUCUGAGAAAAAACCCACAGACCUUAUCCUCAUCCACUUGGCUGUUUCAAACAUCCUCAUUAUUUGCACCACAGGGGUCAGAGACAUAGCCACCAUCCUUUAUUUAAGUCACUUCCUAGGUGACUUUGUUUGUAAAGCUGUGGUUUACCUGAACAGGGUGGCUCGGAGCCUCUCCAUCUGCACCACUUGCCUCCUCAGCAUAGUCCAGGCCGUCACCAUCAGUCCCAGGACCACCUGCUGGAGAAAGCUCAAACCACACAGUGCCUGGCAGCUUCUUUCCUACCUCCUCCUCUUCUGGGUCCUUAGUCUUCUGAUAAGCUCUAACCUGCUCCACUACAUCACAGCAGUCAACAGCGUGAACGGGUCUGGAGUUAGAAUGCAUUUUGGGUAUUGCUACAUGCUGCCAGCUGGGCGAAUAGUCAGGUGGCUUUUCCUCUCCCUCAUGGCCCUUCGGGACCUCACCUUUCAGAGUGUCAUGGGCUGGAGCAGUGGGCACAUGGCUCUCCGUCUGUACAAACAUCACAAGCAUGUCCUCUACCUCCAGAGCUCCAGGACUACAAAACAUCCCAGCCCUGAGGUCAGAGCUACUCAGAGCACUCUCAUUUUCAUGAUCUGUUUCCUCUUCUUCUAUUGGACAGACUUCAUUUUCUCCUUCUGCCUGGGUUCCAUCUUGACAGAUGAUUCCACAAUAUUCAAUAUUAGAAUAUUUAUAGAACUAGGUUAUGCCUGUCUCAGCCCGUUUGUUCUGAUCAGCAGGGAUGUUCACAAAGCUAAAUGCUGGCGUGCUCACUGA